Molecule: messenger RNA, 1485 nt
Organism: Cadophora gregata
Lineage: Eukaryota; Fungi; Ascomycota; Leotiomycetes; Helotiales; Ploettnerulaceae
Exons: 1
Coding region: 277-1032 (251 amino acids)
Source: RefSeq, a predicted model, not a curated record
AGAAAAGGUUUAAGGUGGGAAGAGGCCUGGUUGAUGUAGAAAUUAGGAGCCCGCGCCGGGCUGUGUUUUGGCAGGGGGUAGGCAGGGGGUAGGCAGGGGUCGUCCGUGCAACAGUCGACCCGAAGCGACUGCUUUGAUGGGUCCCAUCGAGUAUUGUCAGCUGAUGAUUGGAUGGAAUUCCAUAUCGAUACCACAUUAAGGUUAGACUUCGAUUAAUCUCAGGGUCAAGGUAUCCAUUGAAAAUCUUCUAAUUCGGGGUACAUUCAGGGGUGCAGCAUGCAUGAAAAUCGGCCAGCAGCUUCCCCAAUCGUGAUUGCAACCCCCUGGAUCGCGAUGUCAUCAUGGUCGCAGGAGAAUGGACAAUCUGCAUCAUUUCUAUACUCGGUGACACCCUCCUUCGCCUCGAUAGUGUUAUCGUCACGCAUACCACUCUGCACGAAGGCGACUUCAGCUCUCGAGUACGAGGCGUGGUGUUACCUUACGCGUCUCUUCACAGCCUCGAGUCUGGAGUGCAGUCUGGAGCAAGCCAGAGAGAAGCGCUUCUAUUUCGGGCAGUCUACCAAGGCGGGGGCUAGCAAGAAAGUUCUUGUUGAGCUUCAGUUGGGCAAGAAGGGAAGGGAAAGCCUUGUGGUUUUCCAAGGAGUUUCAUUCGCACAUUUUCAUUCUGGAGGAAUUUUGGGUGGUCAGCUUCGAAGUCUCAGUGGUGAGCUGGAUAGUCACGUGUUAGUAUUACUCCAUUACUCGAGUUCUGUUAUUCGCAGCUGCUUCGUGUCAUGUCGGCACUUUAUUCUCACUAUUCCAACCUGGACUUGUUUUGCGUCACGGCUAAAGUCCUUUCGUGCUGCUACCUGGUGUAGAAGCUUCUUCCACUCAAGAGGAAAUGUCAGUCACAUGUACGAUCACGUGCCUUUCACCAAUAAGCAGCCUUCUAGUUUGCUCUUCAAGUUUUGUUGCACGUCGCAAGCAGUGCUCAUUCGACUCUCCUGCGCAGUCAAUCAAUACAUGUUAUCUAAUCGUUUGAGAAUCGAUUAAGCUCUAUAUCGUUAGCCUGUAUCAGUCCUCGCCUUGUCAAGGUUCUAAACACACCAAGAUGAAGACUUAACAACUGGAAUUCAGCCUCAGAAUGUUCAUUUACUACCUUAGAAGUUGAGGGCAGAUUGGUAACUUGCCUUCUCGAUCAUUCAGUAUAUUUCAUCUUCCUCUCAUUCCGUAGCCGCCCCUGGUCUCCUCUUGUUGACCUCAACCAGCGAGAAUUGCCUGGGUCUGAAGCAGGAACUUGCAUUCUCCGUAUCAUAUUAGGAACUGCAGUGCCUAAAUACCAUGUUGCUUCUUACACUUCUUGCAGCAAAUCUAGUUUCUAGCCAACCCAAAUCUCUGGGGUGAAGUACUAUAGAGGGGAGCGCGGGACUGAGUACGCUAUUAUUAUACUACAGUUGUUGCGCAGUCGAUAAUCAAGUUACUGUCUGGGGACUGUGAAUAUUUUUC